AUCAGUGUGAGAGUCUUGAUGAUAUAUCAAAUGUAUGUAAUUAUAAGGAUACUAACAUAGAAAGUUACUGUUUAAGUGAAUAUAUGCGAUAUUAUAAAACCAAAUUACUAACUGAUUUAAAUAAAUAGUUUUAGCUUAUUUUUGAUUUUGUUUUAAUUGAGGAUUUCCAGGUACCAAUAAAACAAACAUAAGGAUUCAGUUCAGAAAUUUAUUGUUAGCAAUUUCAAAUCAACUUAAUACCUAGAGUACAAUAAUAUUUUUUAAUUCAAUUUUCAAUUUCAAUUUUAUUGUUUACAGAAAGUAUGGGUACGCUAAACCUAAUAAAAAUAAACUCCUUAACUCAACUCUUAUAUCAAAAAAUCUUAUGUACAUUCAAAUCAACUUAAUACCUAGAGUACAAUAAUAUUUUUUUAAUUCAAUUUUCAAUUUCAAAUUCAUUGUUUACAGUACGCUAAGCUCCUUAACUAAAUUCUUAAAUUAAACAAAACUAUUUUACCUAUUGGAACUCAAAGAAAAUUGCAAAUUGCAGUUCACUUUUAACAUAGGAUGGGACUUGAGUAUGUUUACGAUUCUAUUUUUGAACAUAAAAAAAGCAUCUUUGAAAAAUUCUAAAACAUCUUUGUGAACUAAAUUUAUGAUUAUUCCCGUCCUCAUCCUACUUUUAAAAGCGGUCUGGACCUGGUACCCGCUUUAAAAGGUUCCCUAACUAAUUCUUUCUUAAUCAAAAUACGAAUUUUUUUCAAAUGACCUAAUUGAGUUUGUAAUUUUCUUUGAGUUCCUAUUGGUAAAACAUUUUUCGCAUUGAAUUUAAGAAUUUGCCUAAUUGAAGUAUUUACAUGUUUAAUCCAGAUACGUUUUUCCGCAUCAUUUGAAUCUCGGACAAUUUCCUCAUAAGCUUUUUCAAAAACAGCAAUAAUUUCAACACUUACAUUUAGAAUUUGUUUAAAAUGUUCAUCAGCCAUUGUUGUUGUUGUUGUUUUUGUUGUUGAGCUGUCUCAGAGUUGUCUUGGAGCUGUCUUCGAGUUGUCUUUGAGGUGUUAAAGGUGUUGUUUAGCUGUCUCGGAGUUGUCUUGGAGCUGUCUUCGAGUUGUCUUUGAGGUGUUAAAGGUGUUGUUAAGCUGUCUCGAAGGUGUCUUGGAGCUGUCUUCGAGGUGUUAAAGGUGUUGUUAAGCUGUCUCGGAGUUGUCUUGGAGCUGUCUUCGAGUUGUCUUUGAGGUGUUGUUGUGUCUAAUUAACAAUAUAAAAAUGUAAUAAAUGUUAUAAACUGAAAAUAAUAUACUUACAAUUUCAAAAUUCAAAGACACGUUUCAAGAGCUCAAACCUCAAAGUGGCUAAAUUUUGAUUCUAUUAUUAAACUAAAAAUAGAACAAUGUAUUAUUAUCAGGGUCUUUAAGAAUAAUGAAAAAAAUUACUUACAUAGUUUUUAGCAGUAAAUACACACAAUCAAUUAUAAAUGUGACAACGCCCAAUUUUGAAUUAGGUUUUCGUUGAAAAAAUUCGAUCUGGAUGAGCACUGAAGAAAAACGUUGUGUCACCUAGGGACGUAAAAAUCUAACUAAAAUUUGAAAAUGAAUAACAAGUACCAGGCCAGCCAGCUGCGUUUCGUUAUCGUCGCAGGAAAUGCGGCUUCCGUGUGAUAACAGGAUUAAGCAAGUUCGCAUAACAUGUUGUUCUUGUUGUUUAUGAGAACGGUAGAAAUUAUAAUUAUUUUAAAAAUAAUAUUUGGGGCUUGCCAAAAAAUGGGGCCCAAAUUUCUUUGGUUUUCGAAUGAUGAUGAUGAUGAUGAUGAUGAUGAUGUUGCAUUGGAAUAAUUGGUAGGUAAAACGAGACAUAAAUUAUUGUCUAAUUGUGGCCAGACUUUAUUAUAGAAAAAAAAAAUGGGGCCACGGAAAAUUGGGGGGGGGGGGGGCAGUACGAUGUAUCUUAUUACAAGUCACGAGUUAUGGGGUACCAAAUUACCAGUAUGAUAUAUGGGGUAUCAAAUUUCAGGUUAUGAGUUUUAGGUUAUAUUGGUUUCAUAUACGACUACGGAUAAUGGGGGGCCGUGAAUCUAGCAGCGGAGACAAGGUCUGAUUGUACGAUGUAUCUUGUUACAAGUAACGAGUUAUGGGGUACCAAAUUUGAGGUUACCAGCACGAGAUACGCGGUAUCAAAUUUCAGGUUAUGAGUUCUAGGUACGUUGUACAAAUUUCAGGUUACCAGCAUGAGAUAUGGGACAUCAAAUUUCAGGUUAUGAAUUCUAGGCUACGUGCGCCUCAAAAUUUGGGGGCCUGUAUUGGUUCCAUAUACGACGACAGAUAAUGGGGCCGCGGGUCUAGCAGCGGAGACAAGGCCCCUUUCCGAUUUUUCCCUAGAUUUAGGGAAAUUUUAUUGGCAACGUCGCACAUUAUUAGUUUCGACAACGUCGCACGUACCUGUCAUCUCGUAUAAAGUAUCUCAUUUCAGGUUAUGAGUUCAUGUAAAUGGGGCCCCCGAAAAAAAUGGGGCCACGGGUCUAGCAGCGGGGACACGCAUGGGGCCCCUUUGCUAUCGUCACUUGGGUUAGGUCUAUUCAAAUUGGGGCUUGCUACUUAGGUUAGGCCUCUUUAAAUUGGGGCUUGCCAAAAAAUGGGGCCCACGAAAAAAUGGGGCCACGGGUCUAGCAGCGGGGACACGCAUGGGGCCCCCCUUUGCUGACGUCACUUGGGUUAGGCUUCUUUAAAUUGGGGCUUGCCAAAAAAUGGGGCCCACGAAAAAAAUGGGGCCACGAAAUGGGGCACAGGCCCACCUGGGUUAGGCCCCUUCAAUUUGGGGCUUCUCUGAUGACGGGCGCGGGCCCCAGAACGAGUGUGACGUCACUUCCGCUCUAGAAUCCCCCUUGUUACUCUACUAAACUCCGCUAUAACUAUAACUAACGAUCACUUGCUUGAAUGUAAUCACGAAGAAGCAGAUACACGCAUUCUCUUUCAUAUGACCAAUGAAAUGGCAGCUAAUAAAAUAGUUGUGAAGUCUGAUGAUACUGAUGUUUUGAUAUUACUUCUAUAUUACUACUGGAAUGAUCGACAAUUAAACUCCUGCAAAAUAUUCAUGGGAAAAGGGCACAGUAUAACAUCAACAAAUAAAAAAAGAUUUAUCCCAGUUCAUUUAUUAGCAGAGGUAUUAGGUAAAUCUAUUUGUGGCGGCUUGCCAGCUUUUCACGCUUUAACUGGGUGUGACACGACAAAUGCUUUCUUCAAAAUAGGGAAAAAAUCGGCCUGGCAACUUUUUCAUCGAAAAAAUAUAGACCUACAAGAUUUUGGAAAGAUUAUAGAAAACAGCAUAAAUAUUGGGAGGAAGCUAAUUGUCCACCUUUACCGCAAAGAAAAAUGUGAAAAUCUUGACGAAAUUCGACUGAUGCUGACGAAAGAAGAUACCAAGAAAUCAGCUAAAGAACUUCCUCCAACAGAAGAUUCUUUUAAAUUGCAUGCACAAAGUCAUAAUGGAAUGAGAGAAGAAAUGGAUCCCCAAGAUUAUGGUUGGAUGAAAAACAAGGAUAUGUUAAUUCCCAAAUUUUCAACGAAACCCCCCAUUCCGGACGAAAUCAGAAAAUUGAUUAGUUUGUUUUGCACUGAGAAAAAUUGCAACACUACCAAAUGUGUGUGUAAAACUGAGGGUAUGUUUUGUUCACUUGAGUGCAAGUGUUCGAUGAGCUGUACGAAUAGUCCAAAUUUAGAAGAGGAGGAGGAAGAAGAAGAUAUUUCAAAACCAUUAGAGUAGCGUUGAUUUGAAAUAGCUAGAUUUAUAUAUUUUAUAUUACAUAACAUAUGUAACCUAGAUGUUUUUUCUAUUAUUUAAAUCUAAAACAUUUUUACCAAAUAUCUCAUAAUAAUACAUAAGUAUGCAUAUUUCACAAUAGUACAAGUCAUAGCACUCAAAGCUGCUGAAAAUAUUAAUAAUAUAUGUAAAAAUUUCCGAAGAGUUCGUCGCGAAAGGCGCAAAACGGCACGCUUUUCAACCGCUGCAGCGGUGUGCAUUGCCGCGUUUAGAACGCUCUAGCCAAUUUAUUUUUCAAAAUAGGCCAAUAAUCGACAAAAAAUGAAGCCUAUGAAAUUCUGCAGUUUUUGAUGAAAUUAUUUUUUUUCGUUUUUUUUAUGUUUUUUACCUAUAAUUUUGGUCUCGACCACAAGAAAAAGUCGUCAUAUUCAUUUUGGUAUGUAGAAACAUAUGUUGAUAUUGUGGUAUUAUUCUCGUUUGGGUAAUACCAAAAUAUUGGGUUAGUGAACAAAAAUGAGGUCCGACCGCCGCACUAAUUCGCUUAUAAGGGAAGAUGCCUGAAGUGCUUAACGAAGGGUUGUCAAGAAUUGAAAAUUCCCGUAGCCUUUGUUAAUGCACCGUUCGCUAAAAAGCGUGUUCUGAAUUUAACGAAGAGUGUCAAAAAUUGAGCACCAGAUAAUAUAAAGGUAUGUUUUUUAGGGGAUGAAAUCCCGUAUUUUAAAAAUGCGCAAUAACCUCUAGGGUGAGCAUACCAAUAAUAAAUACGUUAUUGUUUGUAUGCCAUUGACAACGCCCAUUCUAAGCCGAAAUUUCCUUAAAUUUAGGGAAAAAUGUAUUUUUUCUAAAGGAUUUCAACGCCGCUUUGUUAGAAAGCUUUCCAACUACUUUACUCCACCUGAGUGAUCAUAGGCGUGCGGAAGGAAGGUUAAAUGGUGAAAAUAUUUCUAUUUAGUGACAAAAAUUAAGCAAAUUAAAAAAAAAUGUUCUGCUUCAUUAGCAGAAACAUGAAAACAAAGCAGAUUCUGGGGAACUUUUGAUCAAUAAACCUUUUUGAUACAGAUCUUAGGAAUUAGGUCUACUAUCUAAAAUGAAAUAAAUACAACAGUGUUAGAGUUAGCUCAAUCAAAUUCAUGUUACAUUACAAAAUAAUACAAAAAAAGGGGUCCCUACGUCUGGUUAUGAGACUAUACAGUCUUCAGUAUUUGUUGUAGAAACAACUUUGUUGUCAAACACAUGACUCUCCCGAUUUCAACCACAGGCCUGGAGGAACAUCAGGAUACAUGGGGUACACUCAGUCCUUGGAAUCUAAAAUGAUUUAAUAAGUGUUUUAGCCCUAUCUGACAAAUAUUGAAUUUUGAGCUUGGAAACUGAACUAGUUAAAAUCACAUAACCUUUC
Ceutorhynchus assimilis (cabbage seed weevil) is the source of this 5128-nucleotide messenger RNA. Lineage: Eukaryota; Metazoa; Arthropoda; Insecta; Coleoptera; Curculionidae. The record is from the annotation of a GenBank genome assembly.